Oppiella nova is the source of this 1647-nucleotide messenger RNA. Lineage: Eukaryota; Metazoa; Arthropoda; Arachnida; Sarcoptiformes; Oppiidae. The record is from the annotation of a GenBank genome assembly.
AUGCCUAACAUUGUGGUGAUAAGGGACAUUAUAGAACCGCAAUUGAUUAGCAGUAGAGGUUUCGACUGCGAGAAUCAUACGGUAACCACAGAUGAUGGAUAUAUUCUGGGAAUAUUCCGGAUCGUCAACAACAAGUGGAAGGGAGACACUAAACCUAUACUCUUGUGGCACGGAUUGGGCGCCAGUUCUGACUUAUGGCUCGUUUUAAAUGACGGACAGUUGUCUCGGGACGGCAUUUAUAGCGAGCAAAACGGAUCAGUUGUGAACAAUUGUCACAAAGAAUUGACAUCUAAUAUAGCGUUUACAUUGUCUGCCUGUGGUUAUGAUGUCUGGUUAGGCAAUAGUAGAGGCACUCGUUACUCAAAUACACAUAUUGAUCCUGAUAUGGACAACUUCUGGAACUACACGUUAACAGAACUGGGUGUUUACGAUGUUAAGAAUACCAUUGAAUAUAUACUCAAACAGACAAAUAAAGCCUCACUUCCAUAUAUUGGUCACUCUAUGGGCUCUACAAUUAUGUUUGUCUUACUUUCAUUGGAACCAGAUUUCCAAAGAUAUAUCAAACCAUUCCUAGCAUUUGCACCGAUAGUGUUCAUGGGUAACACCGGAUCCAUAAUCCGAUUGUUAACUCCAUUGGUCUCACUAUUAAGUUUUCUAGUCAUACCUCUGGGUCUACCCCAAGAAUUGGCGCAAUUCAUCGCACAGUUUAUUUGUGCCAAUGCUGUCACUCAACCCAUUUGUGCCGCACUUAUGUAUUCGUACGAAGGCUUCAAUCCAUUUCUCCAGUGGCCGGUGCUUAUUUUGCAGAAUUCAAUACCAGUGACAAUAGCAAAAUCGUUAGAAUUGAGUUCAUCCAAAAUAUUCCUACAAUACGGACAGUUUAUUCUGGACGACAGGUUUCAUAAGUUUGAUUACGGACCCAUUCAGAACAUACAAGUAUAUGGACAGCCUAUGGCACCCGACUAUCCACUCGAUAAAAUCGCUUCAAAUUAUAUUGGACUCUAUAAGGGGAGCAACGAUUUAUUAUCCGAUUUAACGGAUGUUAAUAAAUUAGUUUCCAGACUAAAAGUUCCUUUAGUGGACAACUAUUUGGUUCCCUAUCCACUCUGGAAUCAUGGUGACCCUGUUACUUCUAUGUUUGACAACUUUUUUCUUAAUGGACAGCCACAAUUAAUUGAAAGCAGAGGUUUUAAGUGUGAAAAACAUUUAGUAACCACUGAUGACGGCUAUAAUAUCGGAGUAUUUCGCAUAAUUAACCCUAAAUGGAGGGGCGAUACGAAACCAAUACUACUGUGGCAUAUGUUGUCUUUCAGUUCAGACGUGUGGCUCUUCUCAAGUCCGGGACAGUUGUCUCCCGAAGGCAUUUAUAGCGAACAAAACGGAUCUCUUGUUAACAAUUGUGGCACUCGUUUGACAUCAAAUAUAGCGUUCACAUUGUCUUCUUGUGGUUAUGAUGUCUGGUUAGGCAAUACUCGCGGCAAUCAAUACUCAAACACUCAUCAAAAUCCCUCUUUCAAUAAUCUGUGGAACUAUACGUUCACUGAAGUCGACUCGAUUGCAUAUAUCGGGCAUUCAAUGGGAACUACGGCUAUGUUUGUCUUACUCUCAUUAAUACCAAAAUUCCAACGACAUGUUAAACCGUUCAUA